GUCAAAGUUUAUAUGAAGGAAUAGAAAAGACCAAUACUUUAUGGUAUUCUGUAAAAUGCACGGUAGCUUCCAAUCAGCUCCAUGAACUGUGAACUGACCUCCAAACUGUCCCCAAUCUUUUUUGUAGGGGGAGGGGGGUUGAAGUGUUUUUAGGGUCACAGCUAAGCUGCUACAGCAAAGAGACUCUAGAGGGGCCUAAACAUGAUGAAAUUCAUCUCUUAAACACAGAUCAGGCAGGGCUUCCUUGGUGGCUCUGCGGCAAGGAAUCCACCGGCCAAGGCAGGGGACACGUGCUCAGCCCCUGGUCUGGGAGGAUCCCACAUGUCCCGGAGCAGCUACCCUGCGCAGCGGAGCCCGGGCGCUGCGCGCGCGGCGCCCACGGGCGGCAGCGACGCCAGCCCGCGCGCCCCCAGCCCCGGCUCCGCGAGGGCGGCCACCGCACGGAGAAGCCCGCGCACCGGCUAGAGCAGCCCCCGCGCACCUCAGCUACAGAAAAGCCCGCACAGUGACGAUGGCCCAGCACAACUGAAUAUAAAGACAUGAAAAGUUUAUCUUCAUCUUAAAAACAACAACAACGAAAAUGGAACUGAACAUUCUUUUAGUAUUAUCUGAUCUAAACAAUGUCUUCUCUUAAGGAACUGAUUUGCAGAUAUGCAUUUUUGUGAGGCAUGUGGGAUCCUAGUUCCCCCACCAGAGACGGAACCCAUGGCCCUUACAGCAGAAGCAGAGCGUCUUAACCGCUGGACUGCCAGGUCUCAGGCACAAGGUACUGUGCUUCAGUUGCUGUUGGACUGAGUGAUCCUGAGAUACAUUUGGACAAACUUUGGCAUCUGGACUCAAUAAUUUCCAAAGCCCCCAAAUUGUUCACAGACAACAUGCAGGUGACUUUCUGCAGACUUUGGACCCAUCAGUGGUGUUUCAUCCUGUUUAAUGUUAUUCUAUUUCAUGCCUUGCUUUUUGGGGCUGAUUUUGUGGAAGAAUAUUUCCUGCAUGCUUUGCCUUAUGUAGAUGUGAAAGUUCUUGAAAUUAAGGAUAAGGCAAGAAAAUUGAACACGGAGCCCUUGAGAAGCAAUCUUUCCAAAUACUAUAUCCUGAGCCAGUCGGAGGUGUGUAAAGGAAAGAGCAUAUUUUUGCUCUCUCUUAUAUUCAGUAGCCCAGAAAAUGGAACAAGGCGGGAUCUCAUCAGGAAAACCUGGGGUAACGUGACCAGUGUCCGAGGGCACCCCAUUCUCACACUAUUUGCUUUGGGAAUGCCUGUUUUGGUGACCACUCAGCAAGACAUAGACAAAGAGUCCCAAAAGAAUAAUGACAUAAUUGAAGGCAUCUUCUUGGACAGUUCUGAGAACCAGACUCUGAAGAUCAUCACCAUGAUGCAGUGGGCUGUGACUUUCUGCCCUAAUGCCCUGUUUAUCCUAAAGGUUGAUGAAGAGAUGUUUGUCAAUAUACCAAGCUUGGUGGACUACCUUCUCAAUCUGAAAAAACACCUUGAAGAUAUCUACGUUGGAAGAGUUAUCCAUCAGGAUACACCCAACAGAGACCCUAAUAGCCAAGAAUUUGUCCCUUUCAGUGAGUACCCAGAAAAGUACUACCCAGAUUACUGCAGCAGGGAGGCCUUUGUUAUGUCCCAAGAUGUGGCUCGGAUGAUGUAUGUAGUUUUCAAAGAAGUACCCAUUAUAGUGCCUGCUGAUGUGUUUGUAGGCAUUUGUGCGAAGUCCAUUGGCCUUAUACCCACCCACAGUUCAAGGUUUUCUGGGAAAAGGCACAUCAGAUACAACAGAUGUUGCUAUAAGUUCAUUUUCACAUCCUCAGAACCUACAGAUGCUGAAAUGCCCCUGGCAUGGAAGGAAAUUAACAGUGGAAAAGAAUGUACGCUGCUUGAAACCUAUUAUGGGCUUGUCUCCUGCAAACUUCUGACAUAUCUUGACAGCUUUAAACGCUUUCACAUGGGUACCAUAAAAAAUAAUGCCAUGUCUUAUGAUGACUAGGGUUUCUUUGUUUUUCUUCAGAGUGUGUUCUUUUAAAAUUACCUCCAACCUUGUUACAGAAAAUGUCCCUCCUUCCUUGUGUUUUUUAUGUAGUUUCUCUGAAUCUGUAAUUGUACUUGGCAAGUUGCAAAGUGUCUUAUUGCUCUGAUGUACUACACUAAAUUGAGAUCUCAUUUUAAGAAAUUUAAAUCGGUGUAACACGAUUCUCUUCAAAAUAAAACCUUCU
Molecule: messenger RNA, 2211 nt
Organism: Cervus elaphus (red deer)
Lineage: Eukaryota; Metazoa; Chordata; Mammalia; Artiodactyla; Cervidae
Gene: B3GALT9
Product: beta-1,3-galactosyltransferase 9
Exons: 5
Coding region: 876-1985 (369 amino acids)
Cellular component (GO): membrane
Molecular function (GO): hexosyltransferase activity
Source: RefSeq, a predicted model, not a curated record